AUGUUAACACGCAAAACACGAUAUCUGAAUAAAACGGACGAUGUAGCAAAAUCAAACGAAACUAAACAAUCUAUCUAUCUAUCUAUCUAUCUAAUUCUGCGCAUAUCUAUAUGUUAUUCUACUCAUAUCUAUCUAUCUAUCUAUCUAUCUAUCUAUCUAUCUAAUCUAUCUAUGUUAUGCUCAUAUCUAUCUAUCUAUCUAUCUAUCUAUCUAUCUAUCUAUCUAUCUGAUGUUCCCUCUUUCUCUCCUCUUUCUCUCUAUCUACAAACAUGUGCUCUAUCACAACCUUCUUUCUUUCUUUCUAUCUAUCAUAUCCGUUUCUAUCAAUUUAAAUAUCUAUCAGUCUAUCAUAUCCUUCUUUCUUUCUUUCUUUCUUUCUUUCUCAAUCAAUUCAUUUUCUUAUUUUUUUCUAUCUUCUUUCUAUCAAUCAAUUCAUUAUCUAUUAUUUUUUCAUCAUAUCUAUCUAUCUAUCUAUCUAUCUAUCUAUCUAUCUAUCUAUCUAUCUAUUUGAUUCUGCUCAUAUCUAUCUAUCUAUCUAUCUAUCUAUCUAUUCUAUCUAUCUAUCUAUCUAUCUAUCUAUCUAUCUAUCUGAUAUUCCUCUUUCUCUCCUUUUCUUUCUAUCUACAAACAUAUGUGCUUAUGUGUCGAAACUGCUUUUUUUUUCUUUGUUUUCUCCUCAUUGCAAAUGCCUGA
Acanthosepion pharaonis is the source of this 693-nucleotide messenger RNA. NCBI's taxonomy places the organism in Eukaryota, Metazoa, Mollusca, Cephalopoda, Sepiida, Sepiidae. The record is from the annotation of a GenBank genome assembly.